ACACCAUCUGCUCAACAAUAAAAUCUUGUAGUGUAUCAAUUCAAAUAGAAUAGGUAAACAACACAAGCGAGAGGUCGCCUGGAGUCGAUGAUGACCUCCUGCUUGCAGUUGCACUGAGAGAUCGAUCCUCCUUAAUUUCUGCUUGCUUGGCUGCCUAGCUUGUAGCGAGAAGCAGAUCGAGCAGAGAGGAUGUCUGACUGGGGCCCCGUGGUGAUCGCGGUGGUGCUGUUCGUGCUCCUCUCGCCGGGGCUGCUCAUCCAGCUCCCGGGGCGCCACCACUUCGUCGAGUUCGGCAACCUGCACACCAGCGCCGUGUCCAUCCUCGUCCACACCAUCAUCUACUUCGCGCUCAUCACCCUCUUCGUCAUCGUCGUCGGAGUACACAUCACCACCGACUAGCUGAUUCCAUUACUCCUCCAAUUCAAUGGCAGCACUUGUUGAUGCAUCCAUCCAAUCCUCAUCGUCUGCCUGCCCAGCUAGCUAAUCAAUUAAGCUAUUUAGUACAGUGCUGUUUCUUUCCUUCUUCCUCAUCGUUUCUUUCUGUGCAUGCAUCUGAAUCCUGACUCCUCCGGCGGCAUGCCUGCCUGCCCUGAGCUUUGUAUAACUUCUUGUUUUGCCACUAGCUACUUGCUAUGUUGAUUGGUUUACAAUACAUACAUGUAAAGAGUAGCAUGUCGUCGUCAUGUAUAGUAAGUAUAUACUAGCUGCUAGUGAUCAGCACAUUGAAUGUCGUCUACAUGUGAUCCUUCGACUGAGUCUUGAGCCUACCGCAAUUAUCUAUAUCUGGUUAGGGUUAAUUUUGUAUAUGUAA
This is a messenger RNA of Phragmites australis (common reed), 811 nucleotides long. RefSeq lists its product as uncharacterized. The coding region runs from base 190 to 399 and encodes 69 amino acids. The transcript has a single exon. The record is from RefSeq and is a predicted model, not a curated record. NCBI's taxonomy places the organism in Eukaryota, Viridiplantae, Streptophyta, Magnoliopsida, Poales, Poaceae.